AUGGCAAGUGAGAGUGGGGGCGGCAAGCAGCAGCUGCUGGUGUACACUGGCAUGCUGGUGCUCGGACUUACCAUCUCGCAGCUCUCUGCUGGCCACCUGACUGCCGGCGCGUACGCUCUCUACGGACGCGUUGUCGGUGUUCUGACGAUGUUUGCGCUCUCCUUUCUGAUGGUCAAUGUGGGCCAUGAGUUCGUGAUCGAGCGAAGCAAGCUGGGCAAUUAUGCCCAAGACUACUUGGUGGCCAUGUCUGCAGCUGGACUUCCUUGGAUUUUUGUGGCGCUCUGGCUGCACUUUGCGCUGCCGAACUCCGGCUUGGCUUGGGGCUCCGCGCUGCUCAUGGCAAGGUUUGCGGCACCGACCAGCGCCGGGAUACUCUUCAACAUGCUCGAGGCCGCGGGCUUCAAAGAGACUUGGCUCUUUCGAAAGGCGCAGAUCUUGGCCAUCUUUGAUGACUUGGAUACUAUUUUGCUUAUGAUCCCAUUGAAAAUGUACUUAGUCGGCUUCAAGUGGGAGCUCUCAUUCGACGCAGUCUUCGUGACUUUGUGCCUCGGGCUUGCCUGGCAGAAGCUACAUAAGAUUCGCUUGCAGAGUUCCUGGAGGUGGACCAUGCUAUAUGCCGGAAUUAUCACGGCUUGCUGUGAGGGGCUCUGCAAUUUCACCUCAGGGCGCAUUCAUAUCGAGGUGCUGUUGCCAGCCUUUGUGAUGGGUUGCAUGACCCGGAUUUGCGAGCCGAAAGAUGACUGGUGUGAGCUGCUCGACGAGAAGAGGGAGGAGGCGGCAAAAAGCCUGGUGUCCACCUUCUUCAUGCUUCUGGUGGGCAUGUCCAUGCCAUCCCUCUUCACGGCUGCGGGGCAUCUCACCGCGGGGCAGAUGGUCUUCCACGUGACGGUGGUCUCCCUGCUGAUGAUCCUGGGCAAGAUGAUGCUCCUGUUCUGCUACAGGAAGGAGGCGAACUUGCGGACCCGGCUGGCUCUUUCACUGGGCAUGUGCCCGCGUGGUGAG
Messenger RNA from Symbiodinium sp. CCMP2456, 1002 nucleotides. NCBI's taxonomy places the organism in Eukaryota, Dinophyceae, Suessiales, Symbiodiniaceae. The record is from the annotation of a GenBank genome assembly.